AUGUUUGAGAAGGUGACAGUUUACUGUCCCAUUCCGCAUGAAUUCCGACGUUAUCUCAGAGAAAUAUGUGGAGACAACAUUGUUCCGCUGGUAUGUCGGGCUCUUGAGGAGCUGAUCUUAGGCGACGAAGGGAUGAAAGAUGUCACCACCAUUGGUGACUUCGACAAGUACGCACGGCAGUUCAGGAAUGCCGACACGUCCUUCGAGGAGACUUCUCGUGAAGAGUUGCUGGCGACCCCUGACUCCGAUAUUCGCGUGCUUCGACAUUGCAAAGCAGGCGUGGAAGACACAUGGGACUUUGGCGUCGUUAGUGACCCUUCUUCCCGAGAAGAAGAUGGCCAUAACGGAUAUCACGUCUCAGUUGGCGUGCUCAUCAUGGUUCAAACCUUUGCUCUCCCAAUCUUGGAUCUCGCGACUAAUGGGCGAGUUACGCCGCAGCGUCUGUGGAGACUUGCGAUGCAUCAGGGUUGGUCUGAAGUGCCAUCGAAGCGCGGCGAUUACGGUUUUGCGGGUAUUGACUAUGGUGAGAUACAUCAUGAGCGGAAGAAGAACCCAUCGCCAGUGCCCUGGAUGAUUCCAGCGCAAGUUGUAGCUUUGGAGGAGCUGGGGGAUUUGGACGUGAUCAAGGAGGCGAUCGUUUGCCAAGGAGGGUUGUGGGUGUGGAUGGGUCCGGACAGAUUCCCGCUCGAUGGCACUCCUGGAGACGGUCUUAUAUUACCCGCCUUGUCAGAGUCACCCCUGCCAAAGGACAACAUAUCCACGGUCGAGAAGUUGCCUUUCGAGCUCCUCUGCGCGAUAGUCGCGGAAGGUUCGUUGUCUUCUUUUCUGUCUCUCGCGUCGACAUCCCGCACUAUGCACGCACUGCUUCUGGGAUCUGAAAGCGACAGGAACGCGGUAGCGUUUGCUUGGAUCUUCAAGAAUGCGCCGUGGUACAUCCCCAUCGAUAGUUCUGACGAAGAAAACCCGCGUUUCGAGAUGAGAAAAGUUUCUGGCAUGUGGGCCUACUUGCGCAGGUGCCGUUCGAGCGCGUCGAUGAGAAACAGGGAAAGAAUAUGGAGAGCUGCAGAGCAGAUUGAAGAGUUCGCGAAGAAAUGUGGGGUUUGAUCAAGCAGCGUGUCUGCUCUAUUACAUUAAUUUGCAUGUGAU
Coniophora puteana RWD-64-598 SS2 is the source of this 1146-nucleotide messenger RNA. RefSeq lists its product as uncharacterized. The transcript is spliced from 4 exons. The record is from RefSeq and is a predicted model, not a curated record. Lineage: Eukaryota; Fungi; Basidiomycota; Agaricomycetes; Boletales; Coniophoraceae. The coding region runs from base 1 to 1104 and encodes 367 amino acids.